Symbiodinium sp. CCMP2592 is the source of this 702-nucleotide messenger RNA. The record is from the annotation of a GenBank genome assembly. NCBI's taxonomy places the organism in Eukaryota, Dinophyceae, Suessiales, Symbiodiniaceae.
AUGGCCGCCGAAAGACUGCUGACGGCGCAGCGGAAAUCCUUUGUGUCACAACGAGCUUUGGCUGAAAUUUUGAGCAUUGUUAAAGACGAAGAUGAACAGCACCUGGCUACGUCGAGAACAACGCUCAAGCGCAAAAGAGAGCGGGACCUGCGCAUGGACACACCGUACGGGCCACUGUGGCGAACGAUGACUGGGUUCGUGAUGGAAAAGGGCAAGCCCUUGACAGUGUCCUACUUAGACCCGGCUGCCCUGCUGUGGGCCGUGUGCCGGGAAGGCGGAGGUUUCGCCGAGUUUCUGGAAGAGCGAAACGGCCUUCAUCCGAGCGCUCCGUCCCAGCCCUGGUCCCUGUGCUUGUAUGUAGACGAGGUUUCGCCAGGGAACCAGCUGAAACCCUCGAAUGAGAGGAAGCUUCAGGUGAUCUACAUGUCUCUGAAGCAACUCGGGGGGUUGGCGCUUUCGAAAGAGGACAGCUGGCUGUUGGUAAGUUGCAUCCGAUCCGUGGAUGUCAAGAGAUGUGCCAACGGCAUGGCACAAGUCAUGAAGCGCUUCCUGGAGGUUUUCCUGGUUGCGCGACAUGACUUGUUGCACUACGGCCUUCUGCUGCCUCUGAAGAACGGUGCUAACGUGACGCUGUGCUGCAAGCUGGGAACCUUGGCGAACGGAUGUACUUUUCUUAUUCAACAUGUUUAUGCUUCCGAUUGA